AUGCCCUCUCGCCGCACCCACUCCAAAUCCCACCACGGCUGCGACCAGUGCAAGCAGCGGCGGAUCAAAUGUGACGAGGUCCGCCCAACGUGUGGAUCCUGCCGGAAGAAAACUCUGGCAUGUGUUUUCAAAAGUGUUGGCCCGGUGCUCGCCUCGAAUCUUCCGAACCUCGCUACAGACAUUGUCCGAAGGGAUCAACCGCCUUCGCUUCCUCUACAGGAUCUGGAGCUCAUGCACCAUUGGCACACGGCUACUGUGGAUACUCUGGACAGCGCAAAGCCUCUGCAAGAUGUCAUCCGUAUUGCGAUGCCACACGAGGGUCUGAGGAAUCCCUUUCUCAUGCAUAGUAUCCUGGCUGUCGCCGCGGUUCAUCUCGCACACUCUACCCCGGCCGAUCGUCGACAGGGAUACAUUGAAACAGCAAUGAUGCACCACAACAGAUCUCUCACCCUGUGUGCCCCCUUUGUGAAGAAUAUUACCCGGCAAAACUGCCACGCCCUCUUCGCCUUUUCCUGUCUUGUUCCAAUCUUUGUCUUUGCCUCGCAGACGUCACGGAUGUCGCCCCGCACCCAGAGCCUCGCUGAGGUGGUCGAGACGCUCAAAUUAAUCCGCGGCAUCUCGUCCGUUGUGGAGCAGGCGAGACCCUGGAUCGAAGAGGGUCCAAUGCAUCCUUUGCUACGUGUCGGCAAAUUCCAUCAUCCGAGCGAAGUAGACGAGCAGCAUGCCCAACGUCUGUAUUCGAAGCUCCAGACACUCGAAGAAAAUCUACUUCUUUCGCCAGUGACGGAGGAGUCACUCGCUCGGAGGGAUAUCCCCCGUGAUGCAGUGCAAUGGCUUCGGCAUAUGCUGGAGAUCUAUAUCGACACCGGCGAUUCGAGGGCGCUCAUGGCGUGGCCGGUCCUGGUUGACGCUGCGUAUUUUGACCUGUUGCUCCAGAAGGAACGGAUCUCCGUCCUUAUGCUCGGAUUUUUUGGAUCUUCGCUAGAGGUUCGCCCGCAACGGUGGUGGCUGGAUGGGACAGGGCAGGGCCUGGUUGCUCUUGCUACGGAGAAUCUGUCGCUCGCGGAUCGGGAGAUACUUUCGAGCAAUUUGUCGAUAGCGAAAUGA
Messenger RNA from Aspergillus calidoustus, 1107 nucleotides. The record is from the annotation of a GenBank genome assembly. Lineage: Eukaryota; Fungi; Ascomycota; Eurotiomycetes; Eurotiales; Aspergillaceae.